AGCGUCAAAUUUAUGUUUUUUAAUCAAAUAUACUGCUUUCUGCACAAACUAUGUGCCCCCCCAUCCUUUGACCCUUAAGCACCAGCAGCCCCAGAAACGCCACUGUGCACACAAGCAAUUAUACAGUUAAUUGUAAAAAACUGAGCCUGAGCAUUCAGAUCUACUACAUAUCUAGUAAAGUCUGAGCUGCUAGUCUAACUCUAAAAACUGCUGGGUUUUUUUUGAGGGAAAAUAAGUGUCCAACUCUAACAUGUUCUUGUAAUGAUUAUUAUUUAUACCACACCAUAGGUUAGAAUCAAUUGGGCCAACAAGUACAGCAAUAAUAGUAAAAAUAAAGAUCAAAGGUGUAGAACUAUAGAACAAAGACAGCACUGAGUUCCACAGCAUCACAUGACAUGAUUAUCAUCAACCCUACCAUUGUGACAUCAUCAUGUCACAGUGCCACAGAGACUUCAUUAUGACAUCAUCAUUUGCAGAGGCUUUAACAUUCUCCAGCCUCUCAGAAGUUCAGUUGCUGUUUAGCGUUGGAAGUGGAAGGAGUGUAGUUAGCGUUAUCAGCAACUAUUGGUUAUUGAUCAAUGUGUUCAAGAAAAAUCAAUAGAAACAACAGCAAGAUAAAUAUGGAUUUAGGAAGCAGCAAAAGAAUGGAAAAUGGCUUCAGAGCAAGAGUAUUUGCUGUCUUUAGAAAUAUUAAAAGGAAGAUUGUGUCUGUUUUUGCUUUACCUGCCCAGGAAGAGAGUGAAGAACCCAAUGUGAGGGCGAGUAUAGAACAUCAGAGAACUGGAUAUCCCAGGAAGAGAAAAUUAGAGGAGAGCUCCAGUGAAGAGCAGUAUAUAAAGAGAAGAAGAACCCAAUCUGAUGCUGUCACCCCAUCAGAAAAGGGAGCUACAAGUGCAGAGUUGCACCUACAGGCAGAGAAUAAUCUGCAGGAAGACCGGCGUCAAGCAAGCUGGCCCUUGACCAAACGGGCAAAGAAGCGCAAAAGAUCCGCUGAUGAGGAUUCGCUAGUGAAAUACGGGAAGAGGCUCAAGGGUGAAGAAUCCCCAAAUGAGUCAGGCCCAAGUGAAAGUGCUACAGUGUCGCUCAACAGAUUUGAUUUCUAUAAGUUUCUUGGAGCCGGCAGCUUUGGAAAGGUUUAUCUGGCUAAGGACAAAAUCACAGGAAAAUGGGUGGCUGUGAAGAUGAUAAAGAAGGAAUAUGCAGAUGAAGAAAAUGUGAUGAGUGAGAGGCGGAUAUUAGAAUUAGCACAGGACUGCGCCUUUCUCACACAUGCAUAUGCUGCCUUUCAGACAGAGGAUGCUAUAUAUUUUGUGAUGGAGUAUGUGUCUGGAGGGACCUUAGAAGAUCUCCUGAUUGAAAAAGGUCCCCUUGAUAUUAACAGCACGCGGAUCUUAGCUGCUGAGAUAGUGUGCGGACUGAAAUUCCUCCAUUCUCGUGGCAUUGUUCAUAGGGACUUAAAGCCUGAAAACAUUAUGAGAGACAGUGCUGGUCACAUGAGGAUUGCCGAUUUUGGCUUAGCUGUAGAGGGAAUGUUUGAGGGCCAGAGAAUCAAAUCCUGUGCUGGAACCCGCGAUUACAUGGCCCCUGAGGUAAAGUCUUACAAGGAAUAUGAAACCUCCGUGGACUAUUGGUCGUUAGGAGUGAUAAUUCAUGAGAUGCUUACUGAGGAAAAACCCAAAUUUUCCUGGUGGGCAGAAAAAUUUAAAUGUCCAGAGAGCUUCAGCCCUGAGACAAAGGACUUUAUGGAGAAGCUCCUGUGUAGGGAUCCUGACACUAGGCAAGAAUUUGUUCGGUGUAUCAAGGACCAUCCGUUCUUUACAUCAAUCGACUGGGUGGCCCUGGAAGCUGGGGAAAUUGAGCCCCCUUUCAUACCACCACCAAUGGAGGAACAACUGAAACAUUGUGAAGAGGAAUUUCCCGCUAAAUCCUCUGUUACACCAGGCCAGGAAAGGUCAUUGACAGGGUUAUCAUUUGUGUGCCAGGAGUGGCAGUGAAUCCCACCCAAUACUUAGAAUUCCCCUCUAGCUGCAGAGAAGCAGUAAAGUCUGAGCGGGAAUAACGCGUUGCACACAAAUGGUUAUUGUGCUUACCCGGCACCAAGCUACGCGCUCCAGUUCAGUAGAAGAAGCAGAGCGGAAGAAAAGCCUUGAAAACUGUAAUGGGAUUGUACAUUACUGAGUCCGGGUACAGGACCAGAGCGCUGAGAUGAAUUCUACGAAUGGUGGCAUGAAGAGAAUAAGAAGAACAAGGGCACUAGCACAACAUCCAGUGCCAUUUUGGCCAUAAGGCAGUUAAAUAGGGGUGUCCAAAAGUCACCCUUUGUAAGAAAAGAAAAAGAUUAAUUCUGGGUUGUUUACCGUUAAUUCAGCUCUUUUAAAACCCAGAGUGCAACUGCUUUCUUGGCACUAAAGAUGCAGCAGGGAGAUGGGAGGGAGGGUGGCACGGGGGUGAUGCCCAGACAGCAUCAGCCCCCUAUACAGCCCUGCCUGCACCACAAUGAAUUUUGUGUUUAUUAUGACAUCAUUGUAUCUUUCAACUUACUGUAAAUGUAUAAAUAAAUAAUGACUGUGAUUUGA
Xenopus tropicalis (tropical clawed frog) is the source of this 2576-nucleotide messenger RNA. RefSeq names its product protein kinase C delta type. The transcript is spliced from 10 exons. Lineage: Eukaryota; Metazoa; Chordata; Amphibia; Anura; Pipidae. Bases 579 to 1994 code for a protein of 471 amino acids. Gene Ontology annotation, molecular function: kinase activity; protein serine/threonine kinase activity; nucleotide binding. The record is from RefSeq and is a predicted model, not a curated record.